Molecule: messenger RNA, 2534 nt
Organism: Megalobrama amblycephala (Wuchang bream)
Lineage: Eukaryota; Metazoa; Chordata; Actinopteri; Cypriniformes; Xenocyprididae
Product: gastrula zinc finger protein XlCGF52.1-like
Exons: 3
Coding region: 288-1478 (396 amino acids)
Source: RefSeq, a predicted model, not a curated record
CUUUAAUUUUCACUUUAGUGCGACACAUUGUCCGUUAUCUAAAUAAAUUUUAAAAAAUUCCCAUCAUUGGAGUUCCUCCAGUAGAGGGCGCUCAUGCAACCGAAGUAAUGACACUCAUCCGAGUCUAGGAGAAGAGAAGUGAGCGAGGAAAAUUAACAUAGUCUAAACAUGAGAAGUGGAACACAGCCGUUCAUUCUGCUCUAAAUCUGCUGUUUUAGACUGUGACUGUGAGAGAAGCAAUCAGGAGGAAUUACUCCAGGAGAAACUACUGACAUACUAUUGUAAAGAUGGAGUUUAAGGAAGAAACCUGCAGAAUAAAAGAUGAAGAUACAGAAGAACUAAUAGACCCAGUAGAAGUAAAUGAUGUCAAACACCAUCAUUUCACUAAUGAAGAUGGAAAACUGACAUAUAAAAAUGAAGACAAACAUCUGUUUCAAAAACCUCUUCAUUUCAAAAGUGAAGAUGGAAAUGCAGACCGUUCAAAGACUGAAGAGAAUUUCACACAAAAACAAGCUGGAAAAUCUGGAGUCGAAGGAUCUUUCACCUGCUCUGAGUGUGGAAAGAGUUUCACACAGAAAUCAAACCUGAAGAUACACAUGAGAGUUCACACUGGAGAAAGACCGUUCACAUGCACUCAGUGUGGAAAGAGUUUCCUACGUAAAAGACACCUAAAUGACCACAUGAAAAUUCACACUGGAGAAAAAACAUUCACAUGCUUUGACUGUGGAAAGAGUUUCUUACAUAAAAGACACCUAAAUGAUCACAUGAGAAUUCACACUGAAGAAAAACCGUUCACCUGCUCUGAGUGUGGAAAGAGUUUCAGGUACAAAAGCGUUCUCAAAAAUCAUCUGAGCUCUCACUCUGGAGUGAGAUCAUUUAGCUGUGAUCAGUGUGAUAAAACAUUUGUUUUGGCAUCAAAAUUAAGAACACACCUUAAAAUUCAUACUGGUUUGAAGCUUCACUUUUGUUCUUUAUGUGGGAAGGGUUUUACAGAACUGCACAAUUUAAAAAAGCAUGAGAAUAUUCAUACUGGUGUGAGACCUCAUGUGUGCUCUGACUGUGGGAAGAGCUACCAUACAUCCAGUGCAUUAAAAUCGCACCAGAGAAUUCAUACUGGAGAGAAACCAUACAAGUGCUCACACUGUGAAAAGAGUUUCUCUCUCUCAAAAUGUUUGAAAGAUCAUGAGAGAAUUCAUACUGGAGAGAGACCGUACAAGUGCUCGCACUGUGAAAAGAGUUUCUCUCUCUCAAAAUGCUUGAAAGUUCACGAGAGAAUUCAUACUGGAGAGAGACCGUACAAGUGCUCACACUGUGGAAUGAGCUUUGCUUGGACAGGAAACCUGAGAGAUCAUGAGAGAGUUCAUACUGGAGAGAAGCCGCACCAGUGCUCUUCAUGUGGGAAGAGUUUCAGCCAAUUAUCUAAUCUUCAGACUCAUAAGAAAAAACAUUGCAUAAAGGUGUCUAUUGAGCAAAGUUAAUGUUCAGAGCCAUCAGUCGUAAAUAAUUAUCUUACAAGUAAAACAUUUGACAUUCAUAUUAAGCAAAAGCUUGGAUAAUUGGCUAAAACAUUAUUAGUAAAGUUUGAUUACGGUAAAUGUUUGAAACGUACAUGACUAAAACCACUUAUGGAUGUAAUAAAAUGAUGCAUGGAAAAGAAACUGUAAGCAGUCUUAGUAGUGAGUUUGAUUCAGACAUUGAUAGUUUGUGUUGUUAAUUACAUGAUGGAGUGAACAGUUUAGCACUGCUGCAGUUCAUUUUACAGUUUCCUGCAUUAUUUUGAUUAUUAGAGAUGAAAAUUGAUUAUUUGUCAACUUCAAAUGAGGUUUUAGUAAUUUUGAACAGUAUGAGUGAGUUUAAUUCGUUGAUUGAUUGAUCGUUAAUCUGGUUAAUGAUUUAAUGCAUUGAGCACUGCUGUCAUUUAUCACAACACUCUCCAACAGCACUACUUUUAAUUCUUUUAAGUCUAAUUCUUGUGAUUGCAUUUCCUAAAGAUAUGGCCUGACUCUGUCCCACGUGCAUCUUUGUGGCUCUUUGAUCGCUGUCUUCAUCUUACAACAGGCAGAAAUAUGGGCUGCAAAAAGAUGACCUAAUGAAGCAGAGCGGGAUUUACAAGCCUGCUUUGACUGCACUGACUGGAGUGUUUUUGAAGCUGCUGCCAAUGAUCUGGUUGAGCUUACAGAGACUGUAACAUCAUACAUCAGUUUCUGUGAGGAUAUAUGCAUUCCUACCAGACAUCCUUUUCAUUCACUAAUGAUAACCAUGGUUUACUGGGAAACUCAAGCAGCGUCGUCACACAAAGAGGAUGCUUGCAGAAGUGGGGAUAAAAUCUUGUAUAACCAGAAACAGACUAACAAAGGAGAUCAGAGUGUAUAAAGAACAAAAACAAUGUUUUUUAGCCAUCUAUCCAGCGAAUCCAAGAACAUUGAUGUGAAUUUUGUUAGUUAAAAUGAGAAUUUAUUUAGAUAGGAUUUAACACUACUUGCUUACAUUUGUUUUGUAUAUAUUGUUUGAUGAAAAAUAAAACCAAAAGCUGA